UGCUCAACGGGGAGCUCUGAGAAAACCCCAGCGAGGGUUUAAGAAGUCGAGCGAUUCCUUCCGCGCGCGCUCUCUCUCUCAUCUUCCGAUGAUGACGACGACGACGACGGACGGCGUGAGGCUUCGGGUGGCAUUUAAGGAGCGUCACAUUCUGAGCAAGUCACAGAGGACACAAGGACUCAGGCGGAGCUGGAUUCUACUCAAACCUCACCACCGCACCAUCUCCAACCUCGCCGCCUAUCUCCUCCACGCUUUCGACCUCCACCGUUCUUGCCCCGAUGGUCUCCUCAUCUCCAUGGAUGGGUUUGUGCUUCCGCCUUUCGAAUCCACCUCCAUUUUCAAGGAUGAAGAUAUUAUCAGUGUGAAUAGGAAAGAGGGCACAUUGUCUGAAAUUGCACUGCUUGAUGAUGGAACAGACGCUAUUGAGGUGGAGGAAAUUGUGGAGAGGCAACCGAUGAAUACGCGUAUGAAGCUUCUGGCUAAUGAAGAAUUCGAAAAGGAGACUGGAGGAUAUGAUAGUGAUUCGGAAGAGGAUGGAUCUGACCAAUUGGAGGAUUUAUUUCCUGUUGAGAAUCCACCUGACAACGGUUCAAACAGACGGUCCAAGAAAAGGAAGCUUUCAGAUAAACCUCAGAGUUCAAAGAGGAAGAGAAUUAAAUCUUCCGCUACCGAAGAAUGUUCUGGUUUACCUGAAGGCCUUCAGAAUGAUGUCCGUGCAGAGAAGACAAAAAGUUCUCAUCAGUCUCGUGUUCUCGCCAAAAAGAGACAUUCCAAGAUGGACAAGUCAUUUACUGUUGAGGAUGGACUGGAUAAUUCAAGCACCCGUAAGACUGAUGAAAGAAUUGAUGGAAUAAGUAAAUCAAUGCCCAAUGGAAAGAGAUCCUGUCAGCUUCAAGAGAACGAAAAAAAGGGUGUGGUUUCAUCUGAAACGCCUGGUGAAAGUAAAAAGCUUCCUAGUAGAAGUGCUCGACGUAAAAAGGCCAAAAGGCAAUGGUUGAGGGAAAAAAUGAAAGCUGAGAAGGAAGAGUUGCAUCAGACGCAAUUGCUCAAAACAAAUAAUCAGCAAUCAACGGGUAAAGAUAAUCAGAAAUGUCCUGAAGAACACCAGCAACCAAACACAAACAAUGAAGAAGAGGAGGAACAAUCGGACACAGAUAGUGACGGAGAGGAUGAGCAAAUGAAAAUAGAUAACAAUGAAGUAGUUAAGCAACCAUACACAGAUAAUGAUAAAGAGGAUGAUAUUGUUCCUGUAGUAAUUAGACCAGGACAUAUUCGAUUUGAACCUCUAGCAAAAGUGGACAAAGAUCAGCCUAUUCAGCAGAAUACAACUCCAGUGGAAACUUUUCGGUGGAAUGGAAUAACCAGCAAGAAGAGGGGUCAAAUAUGGGGUAUGGAGAAAACAUCACAUUCAAGAACAAGCGACUACAACGAUCUGAAUCAAGAGUCACCUGGAGUACCGGAUAUUGAAAAAGAGAUCCCUGUGAAUGAUCACAUAGACUUCAAUAAGCUUGAGCUCUGUACUACUUUACCUAAGAAAGGUGAUCAAAUUGCAUAUUGUUUGAUUGAAUUAACAUCGUGCUGGACUCCUGAAGUUUCCUCAUACCGAAUUGGAGAAGUGUCACGGUAUGACCCUCAAUCAAAUAAGAUUAUGCUAGUACAGGUUCCAGAGUAUCCCAUUGUUUUUGCGGGGACGGAUGAGGGAUCUGAUGUAGUGCCAGAUACAUCCCUUUACGGGCAAGAUCGCUCUCUAGAGGUAGAUUAUUCUUCACUUUUUGAUGUCCGCAUUGUUAAGCACGGCAACCUCAACACAGCAAAACCAGUCACUGGAGAUCAAAAUGUUGCAUCAGGAUCCAGGCAGCUCGACAAAGACAUGGAAACUCACGCUGCUACGAAAGAAAAUGGAAAGGCAAGUGCAUGGGAUGAAAUCAGCCAGGCAUUUAAUGCGAAGAAGGCGGAGCUGUCGCAGGAGGAGAACGGUUGGAGUAAAAACGAUGGUUCGGUGAGGAGCUCAUGGUCGUAUAGGGGCUUGAGAGGUAGCGCGUUAGGUCCAGUAGUGGCUCGUUUGAGAGCGCAAGGGCACUAAGGACCUAACAGCGGGUAAAUGUCUCCUAGAUCAACUGUUGUCCAUAGUUUUGUGAACUUAGAAGAAAUAGAAUCCGACUUUUCGCCUUAAAAAUAGUAUUUCCGGUGUGUGUAAUGCGAGGUCGUUGGUGCAAUUCAAGGCCGUUUAUUGUAUAGUGUAUCUACUUUCAUCGGAGUGUCUUGAAUGGCAACACCUUUGGUGCUUUACAGGGGGGAAAAUGUACAUACUUGAUUCGCUUAUUUCAAUUGAUACUAUUUAUCUGCCUUGAAAACAAAA
Molecule: messenger RNA, 2359 nt
Organism: Malus domestica (apple)
Lineage: Eukaryota; Viridiplantae; Streptophyta; Magnoliopsida; Rosales; Rosaceae
Product: coilin-like
Biological process (GO): spliceosomal snRNP assembly
Cellular component (GO): Cajal body
Molecular function (GO): U2 snRNA binding; U1 snRNA binding
Source: RefSeq, a predicted model, not a curated record